Carlito syrichta (Philippine tarsier) is the source of this 2391-nucleotide messenger RNA. RefSeq names its product multiple EGF like domains 9 (gene MEGF9). The record is from RefSeq and is a predicted model, not a curated record. The coding region runs from base 113 to 1600 and encodes 495 amino acids. Gene Ontology annotation, cellular component: basement membrane. Gene Ontology annotation, biological process: axon guidance. The transcript is spliced from 8 exons. Gene Ontology annotation, molecular function: extracellular matrix structural constituent. Lineage: Eukaryota; Metazoa; Chordata; Mammalia; Primates; Tarsiidae.
CCUGUCAGAGGGAGGUGGCGAUGAUGCGCCCGGUGGCUGCAGCGGCUGCGGCGGCUUCCUCGGUCGGAUUGCAGGGAGGAGAAGAUGACUGACCAACCGACUGGCUGAAUGAAUGAAUGGCGGAGCCGAGCGAGCCAUGAGGAGCCUGCCGAGCCUGGGCGGCCUCGCCCUGUUGUGCUGUGCCGCCGCCGCCGCCGCCUCAGCUGCUUCGCGACCACCGUUCCGGCGCCCACCACUCCCCGGACCCCGACCCGCGUUCUUCCCAGCAGCAGCAGCAGCAGCAGCAGCAGCAGCAGCAGCAGCAGCAUCCUGCCCAGCCCACCUGCCACCGAGGCCCGGUCUCCGCCUACCCCAGUAUUCCCAAGAAUUACAGGGUAUCAAAAGGAAACCUGAAUACGUAUGUAACUGCUCUGUGAUUGGAAGUCUGGAUGUGAAUCGCUGCAAUCAGACCACAGGGCAGUGUGAGUGUCAGCCAGGUUAUGAGGGGCUUCACUGUGAAACCUGCACAGGGGGCUUUUACCUGAAUCACACUGCUGGGCUCUGUCUGCCCUGUGACUGUAGUCCACAUGGAGCCCUCAGCAUACUGUGCAACAGUUCUGGGAAAUGCCAGUGCAAAGUGGGUGUUAUUGGCUCUAUGUGUGACCGCUGCCAAGAUGGAUAUUAUGGCUUUAAUAAGAAAGGCUGCUUGCCCUGCCAAUGCAAUAAUCGGUCUGCCAGUUGUGAUGCCCUCACAGGUGUUUGCUUCAACUGCCAGGAAAAUCGCAAAGGAAAUCACUGUGAAGAAUGUAAAGAAGGAUUUUAUCAGAGUCUUGAUGCCACUAGAGAAUGUCUUCUCUGCCCUUGUUCAGCAGUGACAUCUACAGGCAAUUGCAAAAUAAAAUCGGGUGAAUUGGAACCUACAUGUGACCAGUGUAAAGAUGGUUACACAGGCCAGAACUGCAAUCAAUGUGAAAAUGGUUAUUACAAUUUUGACAGCAUCUGUAGACAGUGCCAAUGUAAUGGCCAUGUGAACUCAAGUAAAACUCCAAAGAUUUGCAAGCCUGAGAGUGGUGAGUGCAUCAACUGCCUCCAUAACACCACUGGGUUUUGGUGUGAAAACUGCAUAGAAGGUUAUGUUCAAGACCUCGAGGGAAAUUGCAUCAAGAAAGAAGUUAUUGUUCCAACACCUGAAGGUUCUACCAUUUUGGUUUCCAAUGCCUCUUUGACCACAUCAGUGCCCACCCCUGUUAUAAAUAGUACACUUACCCCCACAACCCUGCAGACUAUCUUUUCAGUAAGCACUUCUGAAAACAGCACUUCAGCUCUAGCUGAUGUAUCAUGGACCCAGUUUAACAUCAUCAUCUUGACAGUCAUCAUCAUUGUGGUGGUGCUGCUAAUGGGAUUUGUGGGGGCUGUAUAUAUGUACCGCGAGUACCAAAACCGGAAACUCAAUGCCCCCUUUUGGACCAUCGAACUGAAAGAAGACAAUAUUAGUUUCAGCAGCUACCAUGACAGCAUUCCUAAUGCAGAUGUGUCGGGAUUGUUGGAAGACGAUGGCAAUGAAGUGGCUCCCAAUGGGCAACUGACCCUGACGACACCCAUACAUAACUACAAAGCCUGAGAAGCUAGAACUGUUCUCCUGGAUUGCUAAACCACAGUGCUUACUAAGACAGCAUCAGCCCCUGGGCCAGACAAAGCCUGGGUAGAGUUUGCUGAGAAAGCAAAGGCAAAUAGUACAUCUGACAUUUUCAGGUACAAAUUUGUUAAGCACUUAGCCUAUCUAUUGCUCUUAGUUUUCCCAUGAAGAUCAGAAGUGUUCACUGUCAUUAAGGACUUGAAGUAAAGUAUAUUUUUGUACCAAACCACAUGGGAGUAUGGAGAAGCUGAACAACAUAGUGCAGCCCAAAUCCACUUUGACUUCCAAAUAGACUCCUGGGGAAGUAUUCACCAAAUCAAUGGCAACAAUAUGAUGGAUGUGGAGGGGGAAAGGACUGCUGGAAGACUUCAUCUCCAUUCCUGAGACACAUUUUUUUUAAAGAGGGUCAGGGAUUAUAUUCAUUUUGCUGUACUAAAAGGCAUCAUUGGAGAAAAGCUGGUGUCUAGGCUGUAUCACAAUAAACAGUUGAUUAUUGGUAAAAUAGGGGUAGAAAAGUCCCAAGAAGAUCUUCAGAAAGUCUUGGUUUUUCCUCCCAGGAUUCUUGCUCGAGGAUGAGAUUAAAGCACAGGAUAAGCUUCUAAUGGUAGAGAAGGCAGCAUUGGGGAGCAGGAAGCUGAUGGUCCUCCUCAGGGUCUCAAUGUAAAUGACAAAUUGUCUAAAAAUAAGAAAUAUUCCUGCUUCUAGAGAAAUAAGGUGUACAUAGUUAAUGUAGCAUAUCUGGUCAACAUUGUAUUUGUAUCUAUUUGUAAAAAAAA